This is a messenger RNA of Protobothrops mucrosquamatus (brown spotted pit viper), 1095 nucleotides long. It is a transcript of the gene CAV2, whose product is annotated as caveolin 2. Gene Ontology annotation, molecular function: molecular adaptor activity; protein kinase binding. Gene Ontology annotation, biological process: positive regulation of MAPK cascade; caveola assembly; negative regulation of endothelial cell proliferation. Bases 51 to 539 code for a protein of 162 amino acids. The transcript has 3 exons. The record is from RefSeq and is a predicted model, not a curated record. Lineage: Eukaryota; Metazoa; Chordata; Lepidosauria; Squamata; Viperidae. Gene Ontology annotation, cellular component: cytoplasmic vesicle; perinuclear region of cytoplasm; caveola.
GGAAUUGCGCCGCCAGACCCAGGCUGCCCAGGCUGCCCAGGCGGGGGAUCAUGGGGCUGGAGAAAGAGAAAAUGGACACCAAAAUCUUCAUGGAUGAGGACGGCUUCAAUCGGAGCAAUAGUCCCGCGCCGUCGGAGACUGACAACAAUCUGGAGAAAGCGCCCGACCGGGACCCGCACGGGCUUAACAGCCACCUGAAGCUGGGGUUUGAGGACGUGAUAGCGGAGCCUACAUCCACUCACUCCUUCGAUAAAGUCUGGGUCUGCAGCCAUGCUGUCUUUGAGUUCAGCAAGUAUCUGAUAUAUAAGCUCCUUACGCUUUUCCUUGCCAUUCCCUUGGCUCUGGUUGCAGGUAUUCUCUUUGCUGUGCUCAGUUGCCUGCACAUCUGGGUUGUGGUGCCAUUCAUAAAGUCUUGCCUUUUGAUCUUGCCGUCCGUGCAAGCUGUAUGGAAGAGCUUGACAGAUGUUUUCAUUGCACCAGUGUGUCACAGCAUGGGACGUUGCUUUUCAGGAAUCAACAUACGUCUUGACCAAGAGUGAACACUUUGGAUCCAAUGCUAUUUUAGUCUUAAGUUCUAUUAAAGUCUCCUUAUUGGUAUAAUAUAGAGACACGUAAGCAUUCAUUCCAAAGCUACUGCUGUUUAAAGGGCUGACCUUUCCUCCCUUCAGCUGGGUUGCACUUUUUAUGGGGGAAAAAGCUUUAUUUGGGGACAGAAAAGAUACUAGCUUAUAUUGUAACUAAGAGAUAACAAGUGACAUUUAACAAUGUUAAGGUAAUGGUACUUCUAAUACUUGGUUUCCAUAAAUGUGUUGUGGAUAACUAAGAGAGGUCAUCAUGAGGUGUAUCAAUCAAAUGUUUAUUGUAUCACUCAAAUUUCCUGGAAGUCAUGCUACCAAUAAAUUAGGCCUAUUUAUUGAUGUUAGGUUAUACAGCUCUUAGAAAUAAGAACAGAAUAUAAAAGAUUACUUUUGAAGAGUUUUCUUAUCUGAAUUCUGCUGGUUAGCUUUUCUAGCCACAUAAACAGCUAGCUUUGUUUGUUUAUAGAUUCUAUAAUCUAUCAGCUUCUUGAACUGUAUAACCUCUUAGUAUACAGGU